GAUACUCCCGUUCAGUAACCAAAGAAACGGCGUCCUGUAUAGUUCAUAUUACAAACUAUCGUAAGCAGGGUAAGAUCUUGCAAUAAAAGUGAAAAAAGUCACAAAAAUAUGUGGCAUACGAAUAUUUAUACGGUUAAACAUUGACGAACUGUUUUCCGGUCGCUUAUUCGAAUCAUGAAAAAAUCCACAUAACCUCAAUGUUUCGGGUAUCGCUAAGAUAUCGCGGUCAAAGUGUAUAUAGGGAUAUAUCGACGAGUUCGAAAGAGCUCGACCGAAAGUAUCUGAGAAGAAAAGAACAGCACAUAGAAAAUCGUAAAAGAUAAUAUAAAAAGUCGAUUGCCUCAGUACGUUGUUUAACAUGAUAAACAUGUAAUUUCAUUUGGACAUGAAAAAUUUGAACGAUCACGAAAGAAUUCGUGUUGCGAUAAAACCAUGAUUCGUUAUUUUUGGUCGUUGGUUUGUUGGUAUUUGAGACCGUUGAUAAAAUGGUUUUUGCAUCGAACGACGCAAAUGUGUGAGCUGCAAAGGAUCUGUUAUGGGAAAGUGUCAGGGGCGGCAAGAACACUGGAAGUCGAAAAGUCUUUACGGCAAUCGCGAAAUCUGGAUAUAAGAUCAAUGGUAGAACGUCUCGAUGAAAUGGCAAACAAUAGACAAAUCAACAUCAAAACGGAGCGAGCAGUCCUUGAAGAGGCUAUAAGAACUGUACUUUUAGCCAAAAAAAUAAAUCCUUUAGCGCAUCCAGAUUUUGCUAAGUCAUUUGGCAAGUGCGUCGAGUUGAUUUGGGGCUAUCGUCAACUAGUUGUAGAAUGCGAAGAUCUACGAAAGUGUUGUUACAAUUCUGACGAUUCUGAGCACGAAACAGCACUCUUGAAGCUUUGGAAUUUGCUCAAACCUCAUGAAUCUCUUGAAUCCAGAGUUACCAAACAGUGGCAAGACAUCGGCUUUCAAGGAGAUGAUCCUAAAACAGACUUUCGUGGAAUGGGUGUUUUAGGAUUGGAGAAUCUCGUGUUUUUUGCUCAAGAAUAUCCAGCUGCAGCUUCUCGCUCGUUAUCACAUUCCUCUCAUCCUAGCUAUGGCUACGCCUUUGCCAUUGUUGGCAUUAAUCUGACCAGCAUGGCCCUUCGUUUGCUUCGUGAUGGCGCGGCAAAAACUCACAUUUACAACACCUCCAAAACACUACCUACCGUUCGUGCCUUUCACCAAUUGUACAGUUAUCUCUUUUACGAAUUUGAUGCCUUUUGGAUUGACUCCAAGCCCACCAGCAUGAUGGAAUUCUCAUCUAUUCAGGAAAAAUUUGAAACUAGUGUCCGUACUGCUCUUGCCAAUCCUUCCACUGUCUUUAGAAUAAAUGUGUUGAUAGAAAGUGUUUAGAAAUACCGUUUCAGCUACUAGCUUGCUUCCAGUAAAGUCAAGUCGUUAAUGGAUGCCAGUAAAAAGUAGACCUGAAAAAAUUCUACACCCACCGUGGCGAAGAAACGACAUUGAAGGAAUAAUUUUGUGUUUGUCAAUUGUACCUUCAAUCAUUUACUCCGGCAACAAGAGGAACAUAAAUAAUUGUAGACUGCAUUGUGAUCUUAUCGUUUAUUGUAGACGGCUAUACAAUAAUUAUUUAUUUAGCAAUCUCUGUUGUAAAAAUCUCAAUGAAGAAAUGAUAUUUUCUCAAGAUGCUGAAGCUUGCAUCGUUGGAACACAACGAAACAUCUGUUCUUGAAAUUUCCAAGUAACGGAAAUAUUUUCGCAAAUAAUUAGGUGUAAAACUAUUAAAAGUUGUCAAUAAAAAGGUUUUAGGUAGCAGGAAUAUGAGAAAAUUUAUAAUCGAGACAAUGAAAAGAACUGGCAUUGCCAACGAUAUGAACUCCAUCGAAUUUUUUAUAGCGUUCUAUGAACUCUGAUGAAUAUUUGGUUAUUAGAGCCAAAAAUUGCACACCAUGAGCAAAUAAUUUUAAUUUUGAAUACAGAACCUGGAAUAUUUAAUACGUUCAUUCCAUAUUUCAUUCAAUAGAAGUCAUCUCUAUAAUUUCCCUUAAAGCUGAUGUAUGUCACUGGCAAUUGCAGCAUAAUUGUUUAUUAACGAAAAAUAUACUGAAUCAUUUCCGUUGAAUAAUUUUUUACUUAUACCAAUAUGACUUGGUCUUGUUAAUCUCCUGAUAAGUUUGAGGCAAUAAGUGGAAGACGUUUAGUUGCAAAAAUUUCGAGUUCAUCGUAAUAAGCCUGAAAAAAGUCGUGUGCAGAAAAAUGAGAGUAUCAUUGCGUUACAACAAUCAUUGCAACAAAACUCCAGCCAUAGAAUAAACUCCAUCUUUUUUUCUAUAGAAUAUAUUUCAUCAACUGUUACGAAUACAAUUAAAACCUGGCAUACGAUGAUAGAACAAUAAAAAAAUGAAUAAAUGGAAGAUUCAUUGAAAAAUGUAUAAAAAAAAAAAUCGAACUCGUAAUAUUACUUG
Messenger RNA from Venturia canescens, 2444 nucleotides. Its product is annotated as ELMO domain-containing protein 2. NCBI's taxonomy places the organism in Eukaryota, Metazoa, Arthropoda, Insecta, Hymenoptera, Ichneumonidae. The transcript has a single exon. Gene Ontology annotation, molecular function: GTPase activator activity. The record is from RefSeq and is a predicted model, not a curated record. Bases 433 to 1371 code for a protein of 312 amino acids.